AUGAUAAAUAAUAUAACUAAUAGUAGAGAAGAGAUCGUUGUAGAUAAUCAACAUUCAGAUUCUGUAAAUUGUUUGUCAUGGAAGAAAGAAGCAUUGAAGUUGGCUAUUGAUGAGAAGAUCUUUGAGAAAGAUCCUUUGAUUCUUUUAUAUAAUUUAGAUCAUUUCAGAUCGUUGGCACGCGAAGCCAAUGAACAGUUGGGUGGUAUCCAAUCGAUGGCUAUCAAGUCGAAUCCUGUCAUGGGAUUGAUGAAGGAAGCGGUGCGUUGCGGCCUCGGUGCAGAGGUUGCCUCGUUCGGUGAGCUGAAAAUCGCAGAGGCCGCCGGAUUCCCGGUGGAGAAAAUCAUCUACGACUCGCCUAUCAAGUCACAAGAGGAGUUGGAAUACGCUCUGAAUCUCGGUGUCAAGCUGAAUGUCGACAACUUCCAGGAGCUCGACAGAAUCAUCGCCAUCGUCGAGAAAAUGUCGGCUGAGAAGCUAGCAACUGUUUGUGUCGGAAUUCGUGUCAAUCCACAGGUUGCCGCUGGAAAAUACCAGGAUCUCAGCACCGGUGUGCCAACCUCCAAGUUUGGAAUCGGUAUGGAGAAUAGCGAGCGUAUCGUUCAAAUGUAUCAGACCUACAAAUGGCUGAACAACGUUCAUCUCCAUGUCGGUUCCCAGGGUUUCGAAAUGUCACAGACAUCCGACGCCAUCGUAAAGGUUUUCGAGUUGGUCGAGCACAUCAAUCAGCUCACCAACAAACAGAUCCGAUUCUUCAAUAUCGGUGGUGGUCUCUCUGUAAAUUUCGACUCUGAAAAAGACACACCUACAUUCAGCCAGUAUGCAGCGCAUCUCCGUGAGAAGCUGCCACGUCUGUUCUCCGGUGACUACGUGGUGAUCUCUGAGUUUGGUAGAUCGUACUUUGCCAAGAGCGGUGUUGUCGUCAGCAAAGUAGAGUAUACAAAGCAAUCGGGUGGUCGUGACAUUGGUGUCAUCCAUGCCGGUGCCAACUUAUUCAUUCGUACCAUCUAUCAACAUCCACUCUGGAAGUUGAGAGUAACCGCUUUCAGCCACGAAGGACAAUACUUGGAUGGAUCCAAUGGUAGUUCCAUCUAUGAUUUGGCUGGUCCAUGUUGUUUUGCUGCUGAUCUAUUAGUAAAAGAAAGAAAACUUCCACAUUUAAAUCCAAAUGAUUUUAUAAUGGUACAUGAUUCCGGUGCCUAUAUGUACUCCUCUUACAGUCAUUAUAACCUGAGACUUGCACCACCCAUCUAUGCCAUUGACAGUGAAGUGCAAAAUCUACGUUUAAUUAAAAAAGGUGAAACAAUAGAAGAUAAAAUUAGAUUCUUCUCUUAA
Molecule: messenger RNA, 1332 nt
Organism: Heterostelium album PN500
Lineage: Eukaryota; Evosea; Eumycetozoa; Acytosteliales; Acytosteliaceae
Gene: ddcB
Product: group IV decarboxylase
Exons: 2
Coding region: 1-1332 (443 amino acids)
Biological process (GO): polyamine biosynthetic process
Molecular function (GO): diaminopimelate decarboxylase activity
Source: RefSeq, a predicted model, not a curated record